AUGUUUUGGGCCAACGAGUUGACAAGGUUGAACUACGCAGAGUUUGGUUAUGUUAUGUCAUUUGAUGCGACAUAUCGUUUCAACAAGUAUAACAUGGUUCAUGGUUGUCAACCGACCCUUGUUUUGACUGAUCAAGAUGCUUCCAUUAAGGAARCAAUCCCUGUUGUGUUUCCUGAUGCUAGACAUCGCCUAUGUAUGUGGCAUAUCAUGAAGAAGCUACAUGCCAAGGUAGGUUCUGAUAUCAUUUUGAAUACAAACUUCAGAAAAUGGUUAUUGAAAUUAGUAUGGAGUGUACAUCUUGAACCUGAAGAAUUUGAGGUUAAAUGGGCGUCUUUGUUGAAUGAGUUUGACCUUAAUAAUCACCCAUCGCUUGAUGACGUAUUUGAAAUGCGAACCAGUUGGAUUUCUUCCUACUUUAGGGAGAUACCUUUAUGUUGUUUAAUGAAAACCACCUCCAGAUCUGAGAGCACCAACUCGUUUUUUCGAAAAUUUGGUAAGCAUUCUAAUAUUUUGUUAGARUUCAUUUUGUCUCAUGAUAUUGCGAUAGACAAACAGAGGAAUAGGCAGCGCAAUGAAGAUCAUAAGACGGAUACCACCACACCGACCUUCAAGACAAAUACGUUGAUCGAGUAUCAUSCGGCAAAAGUGUAUACUCRUGCUAUUUUCUUCAAGGUCCAAAAGGAKAUCUUCAAGGGUUAUAGAUGUUGUUCCCAAUGGCAAGUUAAUUCUGAAAUGGGUUUCACAGUUUAUACAAUAAGGGAGAGGAAAAAACAUUGUUCCACUAAGCUUGAGUUUAAGGUUGCUCAAUCGCAUUCAGAUGACUCAAUAUAUUGUGAUUGCCGCCAUUUUGAGUACUACGGAACCUUAUGUCGGCAUGUGUUCACUGUCUUGUUCAACCUUGAUUUCGAUGAAAUUCCGCAACAAUAUAUUCUUAAGCGUUGGAUGAGGGGGGUUAUUCAUGUUGAUGUGUUGCGUAGUCGACAUAUAUCAAUUGGAAGCGAUAGUGUGGACAAAUUAUCCAAUGACGUGUAUCUUGAGGUUGGUCAAUGUUUAAUGAAUUUUAAAGGUGACGAGGAUAAGAUAACUGCCUUUCUUGACAAUAUCCGUUCGUGGAAGUCAAAUAUGCUAAUCAGUGUAUCUGAGAAACUUAAUUUUACCAACAAAGAUGAUGUGAUUCAGUCAUUGGUAGGUGUUCCUCAGCCGGAGAAAAUUGAUAUUCUUCCUCCUCAAGGCAUUCGUAACAAAGGUUGUGGCACUAGUAAGCGUUUGAUUGGGGCGGGAUAG
This is a messenger RNA of Cynara cardunculus var. scolymus (artichoke), 1284 nucleotides long. RefSeq names its product protein FAR1-RELATED SEQUENCE 5-like. The transcript has 5 exons. NCBI's taxonomy places the organism in Eukaryota, Viridiplantae, Streptophyta, Magnoliopsida, Asterales, Asteraceae. Bases 1 to 1284 code for a protein of 427 amino acids. Gene Ontology annotation, biological process: regulation of DNA-templated transcription. Gene Ontology annotation, molecular function: zinc ion binding. The record is from RefSeq and is a predicted model, not a curated record.